ACUGCAUCAGUAGCAUAAUUGCGCAAACACCAUCUACCCGAGGCCCCGACUACACUCUCUCGAAAUCGAUAAACAACCUGGUGUUCAAUCUUGAGCUCAAAUUCAAGAAAUUCAGUAAUCAUUUCUUGUUAGCAUCUAAUGAUCCGUGGUUAAACAAUUAAGGAAAGAUGAGACCUCAAACACAAAGCAAGCACCGACAUUCUAUCAUGCAUCUAGUUUGCAUUCUCGUUUGUUUCUGUCUCUUCGUUUUCUUCAUUCAAUCUUCUAUAUUUAGCGGUGGUAGAAAGGUAGAACUUUUGAAUAGAUUGGAAGUUGAAAUCUUGUCUCAGUUUCAAACCAAUAUUCAGCAAUGUGUGGCAAAGAGGGGACUUGGACUUACUGCAGAUAUUAUUGAUCACUGCAAAUUGAAACUCAAAUAUCCUGAAGACACUAACAGCACAUGGUAUAAUGUUCAGUUCAAGAAGAAGGAACCAUUAGAGUAUGAGUAUGAUAUAUGUGAAGCACUUUUACUUUGGGAACAGUAUCGCAAUGUCACAACAGUAUUGACAAGAGAAUAUCUAGAUGUUCGUCCAGAUGGUUGGUUUGACUAUGCAGCGAAACGGAUAGCCCAAUUGGGAGAUAAGAAAUGCCACAAUCAAUCUCUUUGUGAUGAUCUUCUCAGUCCUAUUUUACCAGCUACACCACCAUUUCAUCCCCGUCAAUUUGAAAGAUGUGCAGUUGUAGGAAAUUCUGGAGAUCUUUUAUUGACAGAGUUUGGAGAAGAGAUUGACAGUCAUGACGCAGUGAUUAGAGAUAACGAGGCUCCUGUUAAUGAGAAGUAUGCCAAAUUUGUUGGUACAAAGCGGACCUUUCGCCUAGGAGUUAGAGGCACUGCUCGUAACAUGAUCAACAUUCUCAAAGGGGCCCCUGAGGAAGUAUUUAUCAUCAAAAGUGUGACACACAGAGACUUCAAUGAGAUGAUAAAGAGUAUUGCGAAUCCAGUUUACCUGUUCCAGGGGAUUGUGCUGCGAAGAGGGGCCAAAGGGACAGGGAUGAAGUCUGUAGAGCUUGCACUUUCAAUGUGUGACAUCGUUGACAUAUAUGGUUUUACUGUGGACCCUGGGUAUAAAGAAUGGACAAGAUACUUCUCGGAACCAAGGAAGGGACACAACCCACUUCAAGGAAGAGCUUACUAUCAACUACUCGAGUGCCUGGGGGUGAUAAGAAUACAUUCACCAAUGAGAGCUGAAAGGGAGGAAGAGUGGUCAAAUAUACCAAGUCGAGAUGCAAUAAAGAGAGCUCACACUGCAGCUAUACGUCUAAAACAGAAUGUGAUAGGUCAGGUUGGUGACGAGGGGCAGUUCAGAAAUUGCAAGUUUUGGGGUGAGAAAGGCGCUGAUUAUAACGGCCCAGUCUCUGGUUCUUUUGACAUGAGUGAAGUAAGAAAGAAGUCAAACUACAGUAAGUGGGAAGUGAUGCCUUUCGAGAACUUGAGGAAGGAAGCACAGGAAUAUUACCGGCAAAUGGAGGGGGUUUCCUUGUAUAAGGUGGAUGGUAAUAAGUUGGACGAUCUUGUUUGUAUAAGACACACAUCAAAAUCUGCAGAAUGAAGUAUAUAAUUUUUACCCAUUUGCUGAUAUGCCUGCGUAUCUGCAAAUAUAGGACUGAUUCUUUUUGUGGUAUUUCCGUGUUUAUUAUGUGGAAAUGCAGUCCUUCAAUGAUGUUAAAUACACUUAAAGCCUUGUUGUUUCUCUUCUCUCAGUUGCCUAAUAGGUGUUUGGGUAGGUUUACAGAAUUUUAUCAUCUGAUAGCUGGUUUUCCCUUGUAACACGGAAAGUUUCCGAUGCUGAUGUAUUAUGUUUACCAAUUUUUUUGUUUUUUUGGUAUUUGUAAAAAGAGAUUUAGGACAUCUCAGAUUAUAGCAAUUGUUUUUCUUGUGUAUUUAUGUACAAACACUCAUUAGAGAAAAAAAAAAAAAAAACUAACAGAUGUAAGAUUUAGUUUACUGUUAA
Spinacia oleracea (spinach) is the source of this 1991-nucleotide messenger RNA. Its product is annotated as sialyltransferase-like protein 1. The transcript has 11 exons. The record is from RefSeq and is a predicted model, not a curated record. Gene Ontology annotation, molecular function: sialyltransferase activity. Gene Ontology annotation, biological process: pollen tube growth; pollen germination. The coding region runs from base 168 to 1589 and encodes 473 amino acids. NCBI's taxonomy places the organism in Eukaryota, Viridiplantae, Streptophyta, Magnoliopsida, Caryophyllales, Amaranthaceae.